Penicillium daleae is the source of this 1032-nucleotide messenger RNA. RefSeq names its product glycosyltransferase family 32 protein. Bases 1 to 1032 code for a protein of 343 amino acids. Lineage: Eukaryota; Fungi; Ascomycota; Eurotiomycetes; Eurotiales; Aspergillaceae. The transcript is spliced from 3 exons. Gene Ontology annotation, molecular function: mannosyltransferase activity. The record is from RefSeq and is a predicted model, not a curated record. Gene Ontology annotation, biological process: mannosyl-inositol phosphorylceramide biosynthetic process.
AUGGCGCGAGGUCGACUUCGAGUCUUCCUUGUCCUUCUAUUGCUAUUCAUUCUCGCAUGUCUAUCGGCUUCUUCAGUCCAGAGAUUGUACUAUCUCUUCCGACUGCCUUUCGUAUGGAGAAAAUCUUCAGCUUAUGCGACCAUCUCUCAAGAACGCGACCAUUUCGACCUGACGUUUUCGUCGUUUCCCGCCAAUUAUUCCACGGAGGAUGCGGGAUUGCGUCCGUUAAUCCCAGCGAAAUUGCAUCACAUUCACCUUGGUCCAAAUCCUCCAGCGCAGGAGUGGCUCACAGCCAGGGCCGAUUGUCUCAAACACCAUGACUCGUGGGAAACUUUCCUCUGGAAUGAUACCAAUGCGCCGCAGUUCGUAGAGGAACAUUACCCUCACCUCUAUGAUAUGUGGAAAAGCUAUCCUUUCAUGGUUCAACGUGUUGACGCUCUGCGUUACAUGGCCCUGGACAAGUACGGUGGUGCUGUCCUUGACUUCGACUUGGCCUGCAAACGUUCUCUAGAGCCUCUUCGUCGGUUUGAAUUCGUUGCCCCGGCUGCCCAUCCCUCGGGAUUUUCGAUUGGCAUGAUGCUUGCCUCGCCCAAUAACACGUUUGUCAAAUCAAUGAUCGAGAGUCUACCUAUAUUCAAUCAUAUAUGGCCGCUUCUACCGUAUGUGACGGUGAUGUUCAGUACUGGUUGUCACUAUGCUUCCACUGUGUACACCCUACAAACCAAUCGAUCGAGCCUUCGCAUCCUAUCUGGCACUUCUGAUAACCCAUCAAUGCACAUGUUGAAUGGAUUUGUCAAUACUCCUCUCUUCCGCCAUUUGGGGUCCUCCUCGUGGCACACCAAAGACGCCCGCCUGAUACUCUUGCUCAAGAAUGUUGAACUAAAACUCGUCUUUGUAGCAGCGGUAAUGAUCUUUGGGUUUUUUGCCCUCCUGGUGUGGUGUAUACGAUCGGCGCGCCAUCGUCUGUCAACACGAGACGUCGAAUCUCAUUUGCAAAGUCCUUUAGUCAAGCCUCUGUUUAAAGACACGUAG